GGCAAUUAUAUGAAUAUGCAUAGUAUUAAAAUGUUGUCAUACAUCUGUUAUGAAUUUUAAAUGUUUUGUUAUAAUUUUGUUACAAAAAAUAAUAACAAAUAUUAUAAAAAUUUAUUAUGGAUACAUAUUCACAAAGAAAGAUCCUUACAAAAUAAUUAUAUCAACUUCUGUUAUUUCUGAAAACAGAAGUCAUAAUUUUGUUAUAAUCUUGUUAUGUGCUUCUAGUCGGGUUCCCUAAAAGUUCAACAAUAGUAAUACUUUAAAUGACUGCCAAAAUAUUAGAGAAAUCUAUAUUCCUGAACAACAACAAUUAUUAAUAUUCUAUCAGUACAACUUGAGUUGAAGAAGGGAAAAUCUUCUAUUUAAAUACAGUAUUGUUCUGAUUUUAUCACCUCUCUUUUCAAAAAUAUGUUUGGACAUUGUACUAAAUCUACAUUCGUUUUCAACAUUUUCAAUGGUGUAAUACGCGCCAACAUCCUUUUUAAAUAAAAGGGGAAAAUGUACCUUUCAAUGUAAUAAAAAUCGCGCGGAGAGCGUGGUAAAAUCGCCACAUUACUGUAUUUACAGCUUAUUUUGGGGAUAGUUUAAGAACUCGUUUUGCAGAACGUCUAUUUGGGGUUACACAGAGCUCGAAAGCCAUUGCUAAACCAUCUCGUGGGAACAUAGUAAUAAUUCAUAUAAGACUCACACUGAUCGUGUUAUAAUCAGAUCAAAAUUAUAACAAUACAAGAUAUGUGUCUUUGCUUCAAUAUAACCAGUUUCUAUCAUAACUUUGUAACAAUACUAUCUGAAAACCAUAGAAUCAAAACUAAAAUUUGAUACAAUUCAUAUCAUAAUGAGUUAUAAUAUUUUAUUAACUUCAAAGAUUUCAAACAAGAUUAUAACACAAUGAGUUAUAUGGUUUAUUAUAAUUAUGCUACAUUUUUGUUACAAUCUUCAAGUCGAGUACCUACCAACGUUAGUUUUCACCUUGUACAAUAAAAAACAUAUGAUCCAGCUUGAACUUAACUCUGCCGUCUUUGUUUAUUGAGUGAUGGUUUCAGAUGGCAUGAUUUGCGCAAAUGUACAUAUAACUGUUACUAUGCCAUGACGUGGAGCCUGGGGUGAUGGUUAAAGCACGUGACCAACACGCCGAGGACUUGGGAUCGAAUCCCACUCCCGACAAACUCACAAAAUGUUCACAAAUGAGUACUUCCUUCGGAAGGGAAGUAAAGGCUGGGUCCCGAGAUGAACUAGCCUAGGGCUAAAAAUCUCGUUAAUACAGAUACAAAUAAAUGCCAUGACACGAUUGCUGUCAAAGAUUAUGGGCCCGUACAAGAUUCUCCGGUUUUCAUAAGCAGUGUCGUCGUGUCCUUAACAUUCCCCGACCUGUAAAAGGAUUCGCUUAAGAUAUUCUCCUAAGAUUUUCUGGAAAUACCUCCACCCGAGCAGAAGAGAAUAACAACAGCAUAACAAAAUGCGUUACUUUGGUAAAAUAACUGCAUAAUGGAAUUUGUAAUUUUUAUGUUUUUAACAUAACAUAUUGAGUUAUAAACUUGUCUGUCAUAAGCGGCAAAAUAACAAAUCACAUAACAAAAAUUUGUUCCUGGAAAAUCAAUUCAAUAACAUGUUUUGUUAGUGUCAAUAACAACUUAAUAACAGUGAAUUUGGGAAAUGUUUCAAUAACAAAUUUUGAUAUUAAAGAGUUAUUGAUAACAUUCCGAAAGCAAAAUUAGUAAUGAUAUCAAACGAUCGCAUAUGCUGUUGAAUAGGAUGCUAAAGUGGAGGCGAUAUGAGUACACUUUACCCGUGGUUAAAUGGAAGUAUUUACGCAUAGGCCCUCCAUUUUAGCAUCCUAUUCUACAUCAUAUUUGACUUCGUGUUGGCUGAGAAUGCUAUACAUAUUUAUUUCUGAAAAAUCCCAUUCAAAACCAUCUAUAAUUUUGGAUUCAGCUGUCUGUAUUAGAUUUGUUUGAACAAAUUUACUCAAUAAGUUUGACAUUUUUAUCAUUGAAAUUCUUAUGUCAAAGGCGGAAUCUGGAACGUCCCUUUCAAACCCCACCUUCAAUAUCGUUUGCUAUGUUCUCGUUUUGAUGUAUAGGGUACAUUUAAGUUACAACUCAGUCAAUUUCAAACCUCGCGCCGCCCAGCAGGGACUUGGUGUUGUACACAUAACAGCACCUCCAUGUCACGUAAUACACCACACCUCUUAUCAAAUGUGAUACCGUAAGCGUAACAUACUUUGCGCACCUUGGGCCUAACUUUGCGCACUUUUCAAAAAAUCGUUCAACAAUUUUGCUGGUGCAUUAUGCAAAUUUUUUCCCACGGAAUACUAUCACUAGCUAGUGUUCCGUGGAAAAAAGUUUGCUUGCACUCUGUCUCAGUUAGGAUGUAAUAAAAAAUGGAAGAGGAAGACAAAUUGAUGAGAGAAUAUGCAGUUGUUCCCCUCACUCACGAAAUGCUGUAAAUAGCGUUGUAGAAUGACGUAAGUUUUAUUUCAAAACUUGUUUUGGUUUAAAUAGCAUAAAUAGCAUAGCAUAAAGCAUUUGUACACUCUCAAUAAUACAAUAAUAACUAAACUUGUUCCACAACAAAAUGUAAUAUUGAAAUGUUAUUUAAUUGCUGUAUACCAAUAGCUUGGUCAUCUAUAUAUAUAAAAAUGAAUUUCCGUCUGUCUGUCUGUCUGUCUGUCUGUCUGUCUGACCGCUAUGCAUUUGGAAACUACUGAACCGAUCGGUGUGAAAUUUUGUAUGCGGAUAUGUUUGAGGCCGGGGAAGGUUCUUAGCUUGGUGUGAGACCUCUCCGGUCUCGAGAACGGGGGGCUCCCAUACAAAUGAAGUUACGGGGCACUUCUCCAUGGAGGUGUAUGCCAGAAAACGCAGUAGUCAGGCAGUACGAUGUUUGUCGGGACAACAAUCUAGAGUGCGUUGCUAAGAUCCCAUUGCUCAACAAGUAUGUCAAAUUGCCAAUGUUCAGGAUGCAGGUCUUUUUUUACUAUGGAGCCCGCCUGGCCCUGGAGGAGCGAUGCAUCGCGAUGGGUAGAACCUGAGGUAGUGUUCCAGAACCUUGCGGCACCCGAGAAACGGGUUUGGUAAUCGACGGCAUCAUCUGGAGGUUUCUGUGCAAGUGUACAACGAGGCGAUCACCGUUGUGUCACGGAUGAUGCGAUCCCGAUGCUCUAAAAUUGAAAAAUUCGUUUCAAAUAAAUAAGAACAUGUACCGUGCCCUUUCCUUAAAUAAAUAACUGAAGUUUUCAGUAUUAAGUUUAAUUUUAAUAAACUACACGACGGCCGAGUUCACUGACUUUUCAACCAUCUUUAACAAUUUGAUGAUUUAUUCGGAAAACUUCUGACAAUUAAAUGAAUUUGUUUUGUACACAGUGAGUUUGCCGAGUUAUACGGGAAGGACUAAUACAACUUUUGAUCCCGGGUAUCGGCCGCAAGUCGCAAACUUCUGAUCAAUCCAACGGCUGCAUCUUGGGUAGGCACAAGAGAACUCUUUCUACUCCCAGGUCCACAGGCGUUUUUGAAUGGGUGACCUAGGAAUUGAUAGCGGAAGUGUUCCUGAGGUAUGAAAAAACAUUACUGGCCAACGAAAUCAGAUGGAUCGCUAGCUUUGCGGCUUUGUCAUAGCGAUGGCUAGGAAUGGAUCGAGUGCACCGAUUGGUUAAUAAAAGGAGCUGGAUACCAGGGGUGGAUGGUGUCAUGCUGAAGAGCUGUCUUGGACACAGCCAUAGUGGAUUUGUAAAUACUGAAUGAAUUAUGCGAUCCUUGCUAAAGUUUUAACGUUAAUGCUUUAGUCGCCCCCGGAGGUUCGUUGAUGUGAUCGAUGAAACGGCCCAAGAGAGGCCGAUCUGAUGCAUGAUUGUUAGAGACUGCUAUGAAGGUUAAACGUAGCUGCUUCAGAAUUGGGUCGUCCGCGCUGGGUUAUGAUAAAUCAUUUUUCGUUGAUAUUGCCCACAUAAAGCGGAAUAGGGGUUGGAACGUUAAACUAGCUUCAAGAAAUUUAUCCUACAACCUUAUUGAAAGAACAAGGUACGUGAACAAGCCUACAAUAACAGGACAUUAUCGGAAUAACAAAAUAUGCAAUAAUCUGUGGGUAUUCGUGAGGAUUUUAAUAAGCAAAGGACGUAACGGGACCAGAUAGAAAGAGGCAUCGUGGCGAAUCAUGCAUACGUUCUGCAAUACCGUGCAAAAUUAUUCGGCAUUGUUUGACAAAAAUAUUAACGCGAUAUGCUGAAGGUUUACCAGGUAUACCUCUACGAACUCCAGAUUCUUCAAUAAGAGGUCUUCCAUCAAUUACUUGAAGGGUAGAUCUUGACCACGCAGGGGGGGGGGGGUGGUCUGAGAGGCAUUCAGCUGACAAUGAAUGUGACGAAACACGAAUGAAAAAAUGAGAAUGUAAAUUUUCAUUUUGAAUCUUCGACUUUUUUACUCUCUGGGUACGACAUGAGUAAUUUUCUUAUGUAUGUUUGUGAGCUUUUAUAGCUAUUUUCGAACUCCUUUUAGAAAUUGGUGCAAAUCAGAUAAAAGAAUAAACUAAGGAUUAAACUUUGAAAAUAAUCUUUUAUAUCCCUAAAUAAUACAGGUAGGUUGAAAAAACCAACAUGAUCCAAACCUAACCUGGGAAACCAACGACUGCUCUCAUAAACUAAACCACCAUUUUGGAAACCGAUAGAGGUCACAUACCAUAAAACCCAAAGAACUAAAUUAAUGUAAACCUGAACUCCAUACCAGGUUGAUUUGUGACGCUCAAAAAAAAAAUAUAAAACUGAAUUUCUGUCUGUCUGACCCUUAUGGAUUCGGAAACUACUGGACCGAUCUUGGGACUGAUUGGUAUGGAAAUUUGCAUGCAGGGGUUUUUUGGGACGGGGAAGAUUCAUGUGAUGGUUUCAGUCCAUCCUUGAAAGGGGAAAAGGCAUAAUUUGGAAAUGGUGUUCGGCUGAUGACGAUUAGGCCGAACGUCAUACAACCGAUUGCACAAUAUCCCGAAUGAACAUUAGGCAUAAUGGCCAUUGAUCCAAAAGAUGAUCAGGCGGAAAAUCAUCAUACCCUCAUUGUCACACAGGUUGUAGAUAAGGGUGAUUAUACUGCAGUAUACUGCUCACUCCAUCUGAGAUUUUUCCUUCUUUUAGUAAAAGGCAGUUCUUUCAAGUCAUACUGUUACAAUGUUUGCGAUUCAACUGCUGAAAAUGAAAAAAGAAAUGUUUCCUUCUUUUAAUCAUAGGUUUUUCUUUAAAGUGGCAAUGAUUUGUAGUUGAUGGCAGGUGAACUGUUAACUCUAUGGCAGAUUUGUCCCUUUAAGUUACAAUGAUAAAGAGUUGGUUAGCCAUCAAACUACAUAGUUCAUCUGAGAUUUUUCCUUCUUUCAAAAACAGGCUGUUCUUUUGUAUUACACUGUUACAAAAGCGUGGACCUUCGCAUAAAAAAUCAACAAAAAAUAAUAAUAAUUAAGGAAAAUAAAACUCGAACUUUGUUUCUCAGUCAAGAAGUAUGUUCUAAUAGAAGUUUUAAUUUAUUAUUAGUAAAAUGCCUCAAAUGGAAGAUAACGUGCAUUUGUAGCCGGCAUUUCAAUGUACAUAUACACACAUUGGUUUACAUAUCUUUUGUAGCCAUGUAUGUAACUAAUAAACGAAUGAAAUGAUCAAUAAGAUUUUUGAAUUGUUCAAUUCGUCCUCAGGAUAACAAAAACAUUAGAAAAACUGUGAAAAUAUCAUAAGAUUAAUGAGAACAGAAGAUAUUCAGAACCAGCAGAAUUAAAUAAAUCUAAAGCGUCGUAGUGAAAGAUCCACAAUUAAAAUGGGCAAUACAAGGUUUGCCGGGUCAGCUAGUAACAAAAUAAAAUUGUCCAACACAACAUGUUAUGGAAACGUAAUACCUUGAUAAUUCAAUAAUAACACAACAAGAUAUAAAAACAGGUUUUGUGAUUUCGUAGUUAUUAAUUUGAUAUUCCCCUCUGCUCGGGCAAGCAUUCCUUUUAAAAGUUUCACCAUAACUUCAGUACUUCUUAUAUGAAUUCAACACUAAAGUACGUUACGAAUUCAAAUACCUUUUUUUAUUCCAGUUUUUAUAAAGUGACAGAAACUAUAUUUGAAUAUAAAGUCAAAUAUCGCACUGUGAAUUGAGUGGCCCAGUUGCAAAGAGGUGUAAGUGACGAUUUUGUCGAUUUUGAGCUGAGCAUAUCAUAUACUUUUUUAAGAUUGUUUCUAAGAUGAUUGGAAAAAUUACAAUAAAUCGGAGAAAAUUGGGUUGAUUUUGAAACUCCAUACAUUUUGUAUGGGAAGAAAAAUUGAUCAAAAACUUUAAACCUCAUUUACUCGAAAUAGGGUUUUGUCACUUACACCCCUUUGCUUCUAACCCCCUCAAUUGUCAGUCACGCCAAAUUCAUUUCAUAAUUGUAGGUUUUCAAUAACAUUUAAGCGGCGUUAACGACUAUUACAGCAAAUGAUGCAAAAGCUUAAAAUGCAAUUUGUCUCGCUGUUGAUUCCAAUAUUCUGAUUUUUAUAUCGCUAGCAUAUGCCUCACCGCCAGGAUGGUAUUCCAACUGUUGUUCAAUAAUCUAGUUUUAAAAAACAUCUGAAAAUAAAUCUAAACCUAAUCUACUGAAUUUUAGGUUGGUACUUCUUCUUCGGGUACACUUGGGAUCGAGCAACAAUGACAGGUAUGUGCUGAGGGAUAUUUUCAUCAAUGGUUCCACACCUUUGGAAGUGCCUUUCAACUACAGUCAUAAAGUUGUGUUUGAUAUGAUUAAUUUGACCAUCUGGAGCCCUACAGCUGAUACCUUCGAGCAUCUUGACCAAAGAGUUAGAUGGUUAACAAUAAAACAUUCUUCGAUUUCCAAGGUGUACUUACUGCCAUCAAUAGAUGUUCUAUGUAUUACGCAAAGUGAGGUAUCUGAGAUCGUUAUCGUCAAUUGGCAAAAAAUGAACGAUAUUGUAACGUGGAAAAUAGAGGUCAGAAAUACUUCCAUCAAAUCUAUUCCAUUCAACAUCGACAAGCUGGUGAAAUUGAACGAUUUAGAGUGGAGUAACAAUAAAAUUGAAUCGUUAAACCUGAGUAGCUUGAAUGGACUAAACGAGCUCACACAUGUGACAUUCAUUAGAUGCUCUAUUUUGGAAAUUGUAGAUCGUGAUCCAGUGCACCUGCCUUCGUUACUUGUUUUAGUGCUUAAACAAAACAACAUCUCCCAUAUCGAGACUAAUCGCUGGAGCUUGCCAAAGCUGUCCUCGCUGAAUCUGGAUAACAAUCAACUAAGUCAAAUACCUACACUUAAACAAUUCACAAGCCUACGUGCCCUGCAUCUACGGCAGAAUCUCAUUUCCAACAUAGAGCACUCAGACCUGUCUUCGCUCAAGAACUUGACCAUUCUGCUCCUGUCCUACAAUCGAAUUGCUCACCUGGAUUCUUGGCGUUCGAUCCAUCUUCCCAAAGUGAAGACCCUCCACCUCAAUUCGAACCAUUUACGACGGCUAGACGUGCGCACGUGGCGAUUACCGAAGCUGAAAGAAUUCUUCAUUGAAGACAACCAGCUGCGCACAAUUGAGGGAUUCGAAUCGAUUGCCAACGGUUUGCGGCUUUUCUCUUUCGGAGGGAACCCAUGGGACUGUGCGUGGGUACAUUUUGCCGUAGUAGAAUUGAAGGAACAGCUGCAGUCGGAAUGGGUUGAGAGUUGUCGAAUCUAAUAUGAUAAGCUUGUCACUAACCAAUCCAUGGAAAUGUUUGGAAUUAAUAGUUAAUGUGAACAUUACGAUUUACUAUUCAAAUAGUUUUUCAUAUUGUUAAUAUAAUUAUUCUAUUACGUUUAUGUAAUAAAACCUACACCGCUUCACGAAUUGCGAAUUAAGGAUUAAAAAAAGCACGGCUCCACGGAGGAAAUAGGGGGGUUCAAUUCUGAAGGGGAUUCAUUGGUUGCAUGUUAGAUCCUGCUUCAACUUAUUUGUAUAUUAAACGAUUUUGAUUUAAUAUGAGUAAAAUUGAAAAGGUUUUUUUUUUUCUAAAAAAGAAAAUAUUAUAAAUCGUCAAAAAUUACCUAUUUUCUCUGGGAUUUCUUGGGUUUUCGGCUUGCAGUCUGAAAAAAUUGCGUUGACUGAUUUCAGAUCAUCGCCGACGUUUCGGUCCAGGUAUGGGACCUUCCUCAGGGCUCGAUACAACAAUCAACCUGUCACAGAACUUUUUAGAAAGCAAAAAAUGUCGGGUCGUAAAGGGUCACGCUGUCUGCUACACUUCUGGGCCAUCCGUUAUGAUUCGGUCCAGGGAAUUCCCUUCUAGCACGGAGGAAUACCUGCCGGGAUUGACCACCACUUUCUCUGGGAUAAGUGCUUAAAACAUCUCUCUGAUAAAUCUAUCACGAUUAUUUCAUACAUAUCCCCAGAUAGUUCUGGUUGAUGAUUUUUACUACUUUUAAAAAAGUCACGUAUUUCACAAGAAAAUUUUUGAAAGUUUGAUUUUUACGUUGGAUGACAAACAAACCUUCAGCAGAACCAUAGCAGUACUCACUCGCUAGCCACCUUUUAGCAUAAUAUGUAUUAAUUGUUUAUUUCAUAAUAAAACUUAGAAAAUACAAUAUCUAGCACUCAGCGUACUUCCUGAAUGGAAUACGCCAAGUCUUGAGUGCUUUGUCCAAACACUCAUACACCAGCACCAUAGCUUGGGUCCCUUCACAUUGCUCGAUUCCGGGUAAUGAGAAAGCGGACUCUCUGGCUACGGUGGGCGGUUGCGAAGGCGAUAUUUACGAGCGUCAAAUCGCCUUCGACGAUUUUUUUUCAUUGGCCCGACCAUGAUCAGCUAGGCUGGCAACACAAAUGGAGAGAUGGAGAGAUGGGUAGACGGUUGCACUUCAUCAUUCCACAGAUGUCGGAGAAGCCAAAGGGUUCAAAGGGUUGGGUUUAGGCCUCGAUUUCAAUCGUGUAAUGAGUCGGCUGAUGUCCAACCACUAUUUGUUGAACGCACAUACCUUCCGUAUUGGGCUCUCGGAAAGCAAUUUCUAUGUCUGCGGCGUGGCUUAUCAGGAUAUCGAACAUGUCGUGUGGGGUGCGAUGAGUAUCGUGAGGUCAGAUCUGAGCUGCAUGAAAUUCUCCGGGUCCGAGGCAAACAACAGAAACCCGUUUGUGAAGUGUUGGCAGGCCUUGAUUUGGAAUACAUGAAUCUGAUUUAUCAGUUUUUGAAACGUGUUGAUCUCAGAGUUUGGUGUAGCACGUUGCUUGUUUUCUCUGUCCGCCAUUUUGUUUUGUUGUUCGCCCCUGUCAGUCGCUGUCCCCUUCCGUUUGUCCUCUUCUUGUCGUUGUCUACCGCAAGGUGUUUACAUAUUCUAAGGUAGUCUUAGAUGUCAAAACUGGCUGAGCGGCCAUUAUUUUUUCACCGUGAGAAAUUCUGAAAACAAAUCCCCCGCCUCCUUAAAUUCCUUUGAAAUUUCUGCUUUUCUCCUCAAACUAAACGUCAUGCUCAACCUUACAAUAUAUAAAAACCUUGGUCUACCGUAAAUCCCUUUUUUUUUGGUUCUGUUAUAGAUCAGGACAUUUUGUCUCAUCAAUGUUUUUAAAAUAAGUUAGCAAAUAAUUUAGCUUAAAAAAAUGCCUCCUUUCCAAUUUUAAUUUUUUGUAAUCCCUAACCUCGAAACAGCCGCGAGUACUUCGGCUUCCCAAACUAACAUAGUAUUUAAGGCAGUAUAAAAAAUGUUAAAUGUAAAACAAUGAACAAAUUAUUUCGGAUCAGUUUUGCCCAUAAUUAUUUUGUAAUUUUGCCAAUUAUCAAUGAAAUUGUAUUAACCUUUAUUCACUCGGUCUUAGGGAACGCCAUGUUCUAAUGCUACAUUAAUUCGAUUACUUAUGCAGGUCCUAUGAUAUUCAGGAUUGUAUAUGACCUCAUUUCUUGCUAACUUUAGUUGUAUAUAUUGUUGUGCUAGCACAACAAUACGGACAAUCAGAGCCGUAGCGUGCGGUUGGCCAGGUUGGCCCCCGCCAAGGGCGCCAACCUCUGAGGGGCGCCGAAAAGGCCUUAGACUAGAAGAAAACAGGAUGAUGUUACUGUCUUCCUGAAUGUUAUCAAGAUUUCACUAUAUCAGUAUCUAUCCGUUUUAACAUGUUUCCGUAUUCUAAAAAAUUCAAAUUUCUCUAGUUUUUUUUUAACUUUUACCUUUAAAUGCAUCAUUUUUUUAUUUUUAGUGACUUAUUUUUUAAACAAGUAAAGCAAACACAAAAUGCUUUUAAAAUUCUAGUUUACUUUAAAAAAUUCCUAAACAUUCUCACUGGGGAAUACCAUGAGGUUACUUCCGAGGAUUUUCUUCGAAUUAAUUGAAGUAUUUCUUUUAGGAAUUAAUGCAGAAAUUAGUCAAAGGAAUCUUCCAGAUGUUUCUCUAAGAAAUUUAUUAAAUUAUCUUCCAUAGUUUCUUCGAGGAAUUUCGGUAAGAGUGUAGAAUUAGCAAACAUUAAAAUACACAA
Aedes albopictus (Asian tiger mosquito) is the source of this 10414-nucleotide messenger RNA. RefSeq names its product relaxin receptor 1-like. The record is from RefSeq and is a predicted model, not a curated record. Gene Ontology annotation, molecular function: protein binding. The transcript has 2 exons. NCBI's taxonomy places the organism in Eukaryota, Metazoa, Arthropoda, Insecta, Diptera, Culicidae. Bases 6722 to 7660 code for a protein of 312 amino acids.